AUGGCAGGGUCAGUGAAAGAACUAGUCCGCAACAUUAGAAGCUCAAAAACAGCCGCUGAAGAGCGCGCUGUACUGGCCAAAGAGUGUGCAAAGAUUAGAAGCUCUCUACAUGAUGAAACUUCUGUCUCACGGCGCAAAAAUGUCUCCAAACUGCUCUUUAUACACCUACUGGGAUACCCAACCAACUUUGGGCAAAUCGAAUGCAUCAAACUCAUUGCGUCAAGCAAAUUCACAGACAAAAGGAUUGGAUACUUGGCUCUGAACCUCCUGCUAACCGAGGAAAGCGAAGUCCUAAUGUUGGCCACAAACUCCAUCAAAAUGGAUCUCAACAGUCCCAAUCCCUAUGUGUGUGAAUUGGCGUUAAGAGCACUGGCAAAUAUAGGUACAAUCGAGAUGUUACGCGAUCUGCAAUAUGAAAUUGAAAACCUGCUAAGGUCAAACGUUCCCAACAUAAAGAAGAAAACUGCUGUUUGUGCAACGCGUAUGUUGCGUAAAGUGGGACAGAUAAACUUGACUCCUGAUUUCGCAUCUCUGGAUUUAGCGAAAACUUAUUUACAACACGUCCCUACGUUACUCAACGACUACAAUCACGGGGUCAUUUAUGCAGGACUGAACUUGACCAGUGUUCUUAUCGAAUAUUUUGCUCAAUGCUGUGAUUUUCCAGCCCUUUUUAAGAUUAUGGUAAAUUCUCUAAAAGUUGUAAAUGGAGGAAAUAGCUCUUCACUUGGUCAUAAUGUUGAAUAUGUAUCAAGCGGUAUUAAUGAUCCAUUCUUGCAAGUUAAACUAUUGUCCCUCAUUAAAUUGGUCUACGCCAAAUGUCCACAAACUUCAGAGUUACAGAAUGAAUUCUAUGAUCUUAUAUAUGGAAUAAUCAAUGUCACGAAUGCAAACAGUAAUGCUGGAUGUUCUCUGCUUUACGAAUGCAUACGUGCGGUGUAUUCUGAAUUUGGUAAUGAGAAAUUCAACCAACUAGGAAAAGACGUUGUAAAUAAAUUCAUGUGCGGAAAUAACAACAAUAUAAAGUAUAUCGCCCUUGGAAUACUUAAUAAUGUACAUAAUGUUAAAUUAGAAUAUGGAGAUUCAAACUGGUCCAUAAUUGUUCAAUCGUUCAGACAACCUGAUGUUUCUAUACGUAAAAGAGCCCUUAAUGUUGCUCUAAAGUUGGUAGGUAGUGAUACCAUAAAACCACUUAUGCAACAUCUCUUUGAGUUCCUUCUAGUUGCGGACAGAGAUCUGAAAAGAGAAGCUCUGUCCAAAAUCACACACUCGCUUAUUACACACUCUCAAGAUUACGAAUAUAUGUUGGGAACAAUGGUCAAAAUAUUCACUAUUGCUGGAAAUUCUGUAUCGGAUGAUAUUCUAAAUAAUUUUAUCGCAUUAGCCCUGAAAGCGCCAAAAGAGGCCCAAGUAAGCACAACUAUCUCCUUGUUUUCUUCUGUGAAGAAUAACAUGGCACAAGAAGCACUUGUUAAAGCAUCACUUUGGUGUAUUGGUGAAUUUGGAGAUUAUCUGGUCGAAUCACAACUACCAAAAUCGGUACAGUCUACUCCAAGAUCAAGUGUUGUUGCCGCCCAUAACCUUUUGGUUGAAGAAAAGCCGCAACUUAAUGCCACAGAAAGCACAGAUCUCCUUAAUCUUGAUUUUGUUCCUCUGGAAAAAACAAAGAGUGUUGAAGAUAACAUAGAGGAUCUCUUGGAUUUUGACGCUCCAAAAAAGACUCCAGUGGCAACUGAUGAUUUGUUCACUAUUGAAACGGACCCACUACCUCUGGAGAACGUUGUACCCAAUGGAGUAGACGUUGAUAACAGCGAAAAAAUUAUGGAAAUCAUAGAAUUAAUAGCCAAAAGGUUAAUGGCAAAUGUCCAAGGAAAUUUAACCAGCAGCGAGUACCUGCUUACAUGUGUAGGAAAACUUACACAACGAAUACCCUCAAAACGGGAGAGGCUACGCAAACUAAUCAAAAAAUUCAAGAGACAAGCAAAUGCGGAGUUACAGCAAAGAGCUUGUGAACUAGAUGUUAUUCUAGAGUCAGAAAUUGAAGUACUGGAUAAAAUCAUGCGAAAGGUACCUCUAUAUACAGUAGGUACACAGCCAGAAGCUGAUCAAAAUUUUGUUCAAAGAGUCAAGGAACCCACACGCGAACCAUCUCUCCUAGACAUUGAACCAAGCGCUCCAGCAAAACCGGCAGCCAAGAAGGAUGACCUGCUCCUUAUCGACUUUUUCGAUACGCCAGGGGAUAUCCCAUCAAAACCCGAAAAGGUACCGACGACAAAGAGCAUAAAUUCCCUGCAAUACUCAUCCUCAAUUGCAGAUAUUGACUUGCUAGGUGAUAUGGAUGACUUUGACACCAAGCCCGCUUCAGAAAAACGCAUGGAUAACACAGAUGAUUUUGGUCAAUUUGACCCAUUUUAA
This is a messenger RNA of Theileria equi strain WA, 2412 nucleotides long. Its product is annotated as adaptin, gamma, putative. Gene Ontology annotation, cellular component: membrane coat; Golgi apparatus; AP-1 adaptor complex. The coding region runs from base 1 to 2412 and encodes 803 amino acids. Gene Ontology annotation, biological process: Golgi to vacuole transport; intracellular protein transport; receptor-mediated endocytosis. The transcript has a single exon. Gene Ontology annotation, molecular function: clathrin-cargo adaptor activity. The record is from RefSeq and is a predicted model, not a curated record. Lineage: Eukaryota; Apicomplexa; Aconoidasida; Piroplasmida; Theileriidae.